AUGGGCGAUAAUACAGCUCAACAAUCAUUCAUGAUCCCCUCGAACCCUGUCUAUGGAUUCGUCGGCAUUGGGGUGAUGGGAUACGGAAUGGCAAUGAAUCUCCGCGCCAAGAUUCCCCAGACAGCUGGGUUUGUGCUAUGUGAGAUCAACGAGGCAAGAAGGGAGCAAUUUCUCCAGGAAUGUAAUGCCUCUGUCCAAGUGGCGCGCUCGCCGCGCGAGGUCGCCGAGAAGGCUGACAUAAUCAUCACCAUGCUCCCACGGGCACCGCACGUCCACGAAGCCUUCACAAAUCCCGAAACAGGCUUUAUAUCUGGGCUAUCGUCCUCGUUGCCGCCACGCCUGUUCCUGGAAUGCUCCAGCAUCGACGUCGCGACAUCAACAUCCCUCGCCCAAAAGGUGGCCUCCACAGGAUUCGGCCUCUUCGUUGAUGCUCCUGUCUCAGGAGGUCCCCAAGGGUCUAACGCUGGCACUUUGACCUUUAUGGUUGGAACACCCAAAGAGCAGAUUUUUGACGUCGUUAAACCGAUUCUGCGAAUGAUGGGUAAGGAAGAGCAUAUUUAUCAGUGUGGGGGAUUAGGUGCCGGGCUGGCAACCAAGCAGUUGAAUAACUAUUUGGGUUAUGUCGGGUAUUUGGGGCUUUGCGAGGUGAUGAAUGCAGGUAUGCUCUACGGCCUUGACCCAAAGAUUCUGUCAAACGUUAUCAACGCUUCGUCGGGCAUGAACUGGAACUCCCUGCAUCACAACCCUGUCAAAGGAGUGAACCCCGCCGCAUCGUCCGCCCGAGAUUUUAAAGGGGGGUUCACGACCGAGCUGGCUGGUGGCGUUAUUGAUGAUGCAGUGGCACUCAUGAAUUCCGUUGGCGCAGGUACCGUCCUCGCCGACCCUGUGCAAAAGGUCUUCGUGGAGGCGAGGAAGAACGACAAGUGCAAGGGCAUGGAGGCUAGAAGCGUAUGGAAACUGUUUGCUGAGGACGGCGGGAGCGACGUGCGGAAACUACAAUAG
Cladophialophora psammophila CBS 110553 is the source of this 1002-nucleotide messenger RNA. RefSeq lists its product as uncharacterized. The record is from RefSeq and is a predicted model, not a curated record. Lineage: Eukaryota; Fungi; Ascomycota; Eurotiomycetes; Chaetothyriales; Herpotrichiellaceae. The transcript is spliced from 4 exons. Gene Ontology annotation, cellular component: mitochondrion. Gene Ontology annotation, molecular function: NADP binding; NAD binding; 3-hydroxyisobutyrate dehydrogenase activity. The coding region runs from base 1 to 1002 and encodes 333 amino acids. Gene Ontology annotation, biological process: L-valine catabolic process.